Molecule: messenger RNA, 1501 nt
Organism: Oncorhynchus gorbuscha (pink salmon)
Lineage: Eukaryota; Metazoa; Chordata; Actinopteri; Salmoniformes; Salmonidae
Product: gamma-aminobutyric acid receptor-associated protein-like
Exons: 4
Coding region: 304-672 (122 amino acids)
Biological process (GO): autophagy of mitochondrion; macroautophagy; cellular response to nitrogen starvation
Cellular component (GO): cytosol; autophagosome; autophagosome membrane
Molecular function (GO): GABA receptor binding; ubiquitin protein ligase binding
Source: RefSeq, a predicted model, not a curated record
AGUGUAUUCACGACAAAUCGGGAACUCCGCUUCUUUCUAGAGCUCCGAAUUCCCGACCUAAAUAUCACUGAUGUAAUGAUUUGACACCGUUUUUUUCAUAGUUCCAAGUUGUCUUGAAAGCACCAUGAGCGUAGCCUAAACUAUUUAGCUAAUUCGACGUGCAGACCUCUCUUGCGCGUCAUAUGUUAUUGUAUCCGUCCGCUGCAGUCGUACUAGGAAAGAAUCCGAGCAAAACAGCAGACCCGUGUUCCAUCGAAUUGUUACUUGAGGAUCUCAGAUCGACACCCUGUCAUUCGUUUGACAAUGAAGUUCCAAUACAAAGAGGAACAUCCAUUUGAAAAGAGACGGUCUGAGGGCGAGAAAAUAAGGAAGAAGUAUCCGGACAGGGUUCCUGUAAUUGUGGAAAAAGCCCCCAAAGCAAGGAUAGGAGAUUUGGACAAGAAGAAAUACCUCGUGCCCUCCGACCUCACGGUGGGCCAGUUCUACUUCCUCAUCCGAAAACGAAUCCACCUGCGGGCAGAAGACGCCUUAUUCUUCUUUGUAAACAACGUCAUUCCACCCACUUCCGCCACCAUGGGCCUGCUAUACCAGGAGCACCAUGAAGAGGACUUUUUCCUCUACAUUGCCUACAGUGAUGAGAGUGUCUAUGGAGACAACCAUACAGAAAUUUGAACCUCCUCCCUUCCUCAACCAAGUCCCCCCCCCCAAACCACACCCUGUUUCUAAUGAAAUUCUGUAUCCAGCUCAGCAGCCUGGAGUUCCCGGAGCAAAGAUGUCAGAUGCACUUUCACUCCCCCUCCUGUUAUCCCUUUGUUUUUACCCCUUUAGUACUAUUCCAACAGUGUGAAUUUUAUUUACCUCCAGGUCUUUGAGAUAGGGUUUUCAGUUGAAUGGUCCCAUAAGCCAGUUUUCAUAGUGUUUUGAUCAUGCUCAAACCGAGAACGGAUGCCAUUUUGAAACUACUGUUAGAAUUAGGCAAUGAUACCAGUUAUUCUAAAGAUGAGGGUUAAGAAAGGAGGUAGCCUUUGGAUCUACCGUGAUUAAAUUCUGCUCCAUUUGGCAAUGAAAAAAUGUAAUGUGUUUUAUUAAUGUCGUAGUGCUGGUAAGAUACUUUGAAGACGUAGUGUAUUUGACAUCUGACUGGAGUAGAAUAGAAUUCGAACUGAACAAUCAUCCCACCCUCUCUGCUUUGUGGUUAAAAAAUAUAUUAUUUUGAUUAUUAUGAUUAUUGUACUUUAUUUUUUGAUUUCUGAGGUAUUGUAAAGCAAUUUUUGUUUCCCUUUUAAAAAGUUGGAACUCGUUAUACAGCUGCGUUACUGGCGUCUCCACUCAUGAUCAUACAUGAUAAAAUGUGACAAAAAGCGAACUCUUGUUUCCUGUCUGUUCUUAACUGUCGGUCUUUCGCCUUCAUUUUUCUGCUGUAUGUGAACAUAUUGAAAUGGUUUCCGCGACCAUCGUCUUGAGAGAGACUGAAUAAAGAACAUUUAUUUUCUUCCGUUCA